Messenger RNA from Manduca sexta (tobacco hornworm), 3419 nucleotides. Its product is annotated as zinc finger MYM-type protein 1. The record is from RefSeq and is a predicted model, not a curated record. The coding region runs from base 1559 to 2686 and encodes 375 amino acids. Lineage: Eukaryota; Metazoa; Arthropoda; Insecta; Lepidoptera; Sphingidae. The transcript is spliced from 2 exons.
UUUCGUCUUUGAUUUUUUUUUUACCUACUGAGUUGCAUAAGCAAGUUCAAAAAUGUAUUAAAAAUUCAAAGGAUUUGUAAAAAAAAAGUUGUAACCCAGUUUUAGAACGUAUCCGAUGCCACGCGUGUUGGUAUUACUGCGGAUGUUCGGGGAAUUCCCGCUGUAAAUUUCGGUCAACAGCGCUUUGAGUAUACUUACCUACGCGUCCCGACAAUUUGACGCUCUCGGGGAAUCCCCGAUUCAAGUUUGUAUAUAAGAAAGAGUCCACUAUUCUAUUAUUACGCAAGCUCUCAAGCAGUUAGCUGUUUAUUAUUGUAAGAAUUGGGUGUUUGUUGCAAGUGAGAAUAUAUUUAAUAAGUCAAUUGGGAAAAUAGGUUGACUAUGUCUACGCGAAAGUAUCAGAGUGGAAGCGAAAAACGAAAGCGAAAGAAGGAGUCUGAAGAACAAAACAAAAAGUUACCUAAAAUAAGUCAGUACUUUAAGAAUGAAGAUAGUAUAGAAGAACAAUCAAAUGAACAGUGCGUCAGAAGGGCAGAAAAUGAUGUCGUCAUAAGUGGUAAUAUCGCAGAGCCCGAUAACAGUGAAUAUUUAGAUUCAGAGCAACCACAACCCGGUACGAGCAAAUCUUCAAACGAAUCAUUUUUAAAUAUAGAAAAAUUAAAAUCUUUACCGUACGUUACUGAUAAAGGUAACUUCAAAGAACUCAAUGAUCAAGUAAAACGGUUUGUGAUCGAAAACGGACCCUGUAAACCAAAAGGCUCCUUUUUAAGGGAUAGUAACAAAAGAUCUUUCUUGGAUAGAUAUUAUUACAGUAUUUCUAAAUCUGGCGUAAAGUUAGAACGUACGUGGCUGUGCUAUUCCCUAUUGCUGCAAAAAGCAUAUUGUGAACCAUGUUGGUUAUUCACAAGUAGGGCAUCUAAAAAUAUACAAAAUAUUUGGAUGGAAGGCUAUGAUGAUUGGAAACAUAUUGUGGAAGCCAUAGAAAGACAUGAGACAUCGAAAGAACAUUUGCAUUCAUGCUUUGUACAUCGACAGUGGCAAUUACAUGGAACACUAAAUGAAGAGCAAGAGUCCAUUAUCAAGAGAGAAAAAAAUUUUUUGGCGCCAGGUACUCACUAGACUCCUUGAUGUUACUCUAACACUUUCAACUUGUAAUUUAGCUUUUCGUGGCCAUAGAGAACUGGUAUAUGCCCACGAUUCAGGUCCAAAAGGAAUUUUUUUGAGUAUUGUUGAGUUAUUAGCCAAAUACGAUCCUAUUUUACAAGAGUUGCUAAGCAAACCUAAGGGCCAGAUUAAAUACUUAAGUCCAAAAAUACAAAAUGAGCUCAUUGCUGUUCUGGUUCAAAAAGUGGAAAAUGCUCUGGUAAAUGAAAUAGUAACCGCACCAUUUUAUUCCAUUUUAUUUGAUACUACUCAAGAUAUUUCCAAAACAGAUCAAUUGUGUGAACUUUACCGUUACUGUAUAAUCGAGAAAGAUGAAAAUGGAACUCCAAAGACUCUUGUAAUUAAAGAGUAAUUUUUAGGAUUUCAUGAGGUUAAGGAUCAAACUGCCUUAGCAAUGUCCAAGCAGAUAAUAAAAUCCAUAAAUGACAAAAGUAUUUCUCUCAAUAAGUGCCGUGGACAAGGGUACGACGGAGCUAAUACCAUGAAAGGCACUUAUGGCGGAGUUCAAAAACUCAUAAGAGAUGUAGAGCCAAAUGCAGUUUAUGUCCAUUGUGCUGCUCAUAAUUUAAAUUUGGUGGUAAAUGAUGCAGUAAAAGAGGUCAUAGAAAUACAAACAUUAUUCGAAACUGUGCAACAAAUUUAUAUUUUUUUUGGCCAUAGUAUUAAACGAUGGAAUAUAUUAUCUAGUUUUAUAUCUGACAAUAAAGGAGAGACCCGGGUAUCAUCAAAUUCAGUAACAUUAAAAACAAUGAAUCCAACUAGAUGGGCAGGACGCUUCGAUGCCAUGUUUGCUUUAAAAGUUCGGUUUGUUGAUGUUCAAAAAGCGCUUACAAAAACUAUUUUAUUAAAUUCCAAAACAGAUGAGAGAAAUGAAGCUAUCUUGCUGAAGAAGAAGAUAGAAAACUACAAUUUUAUUAUGUUGUUAGUUUUCCAUUGCAAAGUCUUGCAAACUAUAGACGCGGCUUCUAAAGCACUUCAGUCUAAAGCCAUCGAUCUUUCAAAUGCUUCAAAGCGUUUACAAGUAUGUCUAGAACAACUUGAAAAGUAUCGAAAUGAAUUUGAAGAUUUAAAAAUGGAGGCAAAUAGUAUUGCAACGAAAUGGUCUAUAAACCCUGAAUUUCCUAAAACUCGUCAGAGAAAAGUGAAACGUCAUUUUGAUGAAAUUUGUGAGGAUGAACGUCUCCAAGAUCCUGAAAGCUUGUUUAAAGUGAACGUAUUCUAUCGUGUAUUAGACAUAAUCAUUAAUCAACUGAGAUCGCGUUUCCUUGGAAUGAAUGAAAUUGUUUCCAAUUUCAGUGUCUUGCAACCUGCCACUUUACAAAAUUUGAACGAUACUGAUUUGUUGGAGAAGGCUUUAGCGUUUGUCCAUCUAUAUAAAGAAGAUAUAUCCAUCUCGUUUUGCAAGGAAAUUCUCAGUUUUCGAUCCUCUUUUAGACACGAAAUAGAAACAUCAUCUUCUAUAAGAGAACUUGCUGACUUAUUAAUAAUAAAAAAAUCAUUUUAUAUCUUCAAGCGUUCCUGAAGUGUGCACUGCAUUUCUAUUAUUUCUCACCAUUCCUGUGACUACGGCUAGUGCCGAGCGAUCGUUUUCAAAACUGAAAUUGAUAAAAACUUAUUUAAGAAAUUCUAUGGGACAAGACAGGUUAAGCAACUUAGCUAUUCUAUCCAUCGAAAAUUCUAUGGCCCGAAAUUUGAACUUUGAUGAUAUCAUUACCACUUUUGCUGAACAGAAAGUCCGAAGGAAGGAAUUUUAAUAAUUAACAUUUUAUAUUUUGAACAACUUGUGUGCUUUUAACAAUAUGAUUAUUCGGACUGCGUAUAUCAAAUUGCUUUUUUUGUUGUUCAAAUCAUUUUGACUACUCUAUGUGCCCAUAUCAAUAAGAUGCUGACUGUACUUUUUUUUUUUUAUUUGAAAUGGGCUUGCUCUUGACCACAAUCAUGUCUAAGCUAUGAUGUGGUCUACGAUGGAGCGAGCUUACCCAGAAGAUGCCUAUUCACGUUACUUUUGAAACACCCAGGGUUAUAAUUAGGUAUUUUUAUUUUAAAGUGAAUUAUUAGAAAAUCAAGUACCUAAGUAUAAUUAUAAAGUUUGUAUGUACCUACUUAACGUAGUGAUUUAUUAUUGUACUCUUACAAGUAAAAGUGUAUAAAUAAGUAUUAUAAAAUAAAAAAAUAUUAUUAUUGUUGGUUCAUUUUUUUUAAAUUGGGGGGAGGGGCCCAUCCGAUGAAUUUGCCACGGGCCUCGAACGGUAUAG